CCCUAGUACCUGAGGCUGUCUGGUCAGUGGCGAGAGUAGUGGAUAGAGUUGUGUUAUCUUCUUCUGGAAGGUCUUCAAGAGAGAAGAAUUAACAUGUCAUCCAUAAUCAGAAAGGUGAUCAGCACCACAAAAGCCCCGGCGGCCAUUGGUGCCUACAGCCAAGCCGUGCUAGUGGACAGGACCGUUUACGUUUCUGGACAGUUAGGCAUAGAUCCUUCCACUGGACAGCUUGUGCCAGGAGGUGCAGGGGAAGAAGCUAAACAGGCUCUUAAAAACUUGGGUGAAAUCCUGAAGGCUGCAGGCUGCGACUUCACUAAUGUGGUGAAGACAACUGUUCUUCUGGCUGACAUAAAUGACUUUUCCACUAUCAAUGAGAUCUACAAAAUGCAUUUCCAGGGUAACCUUCCUGCCAGGGCUGCUUACCAAGUCGCCGCCUUACCCAGAGGAGGCCGGAUUGAAAUUGAAGCAGUCGCUGUCCAGGGCCCCUUCACCACAGCAGGGCUCUAAGUAACCAUGCUGAUCUUGACGCUGGAGCUUUUAGAAUGUCUUUCACACCUUAAUUUUUACAAAGGAUGCUGGGAAAUAGAAAACUGACCAGAGUGGCUGCAGUUGUCAUGGAAAUAACCAUCUCCAUGGAGAUUUGACAUCGGUUGGAGAGCAUCCAGUACAGUCACUGGUGUGCUCAGGACACAUGCACACACACACCGCUGAGUGUGUGAGAAGACUCGGCUCAGUCACUCAAAGGGGGAGAGGGAGGGGAAAGUGAGCACACCUGAUUAAAUUAUAUUAAUUUGCUCAUGUGAAAUCUCUCAUGUUAGUGAUAGAAAACUAAAUUAAAGUACUCAAACUUGAAUAGUACAGAAGAAGAAAAUGGACCAAAAUCUUAUACAGAUAAUAUUUCUUUAAUGGAAAUAAAAAUAGAUGUAUAACUUUC
Acomys russatus (golden spiny mouse) is the source of this 934-nucleotide messenger RNA. It is a transcript of the gene Rida, whose product is annotated as reactive intermediate imine deaminase A homolog. The coding region runs from base 94 to 507 and encodes 137 amino acids. Lineage: Eukaryota; Metazoa; Chordata; Mammalia; Rodentia; Muridae. Gene Ontology annotation, cellular component: cytosol. Gene Ontology annotation, molecular function: deaminase activity. The transcript has 6 exons. The record is from RefSeq and is a predicted model, not a curated record.